This is a messenger RNA of Vollenhovia emeryi, 3217 nucleotides long. RefSeq names its product bromodomain-containing protein 4 (gene Bap111). Bases 567 to 2975 code for a protein of 802 amino acids. The transcript is spliced from 10 exons. The record is from RefSeq and is a predicted model, not a curated record. Gene Ontology annotation, molecular function: nucleosomal DNA binding; nuclear receptor binding. Gene Ontology annotation, cellular component: SWI/SNF complex. NCBI's taxonomy places the organism in Eukaryota, Metazoa, Arthropoda, Insecta, Hymenoptera, Formicidae. Gene Ontology annotation, biological process: negative regulation of DNA-templated transcription.
AAGCGUCCCCGGCACUGCCGUGGAUCACGCACUCUAGAAGAGGCGCGUCGGGGCUCUCGGCGCGACACUAACCAAUGACGCUCGAGAUAAGAAACCGAGCCGGGCGAUCGAAUCCGCCCGGCCAUUGGUCGACUCGCCCCUCUGAAGCCGGCUCUCCGGCUCCAAUGGGAGGCGAAGUCCACGGAUGCAAGUAGCGCGAGAGGACUACGCGGUGUUCACGGGAGGAAAGCGAAAAAAAAAACAGGGCUUCUGCCUCCUUUCCCUCGCCGCGAGGUCCCGUUCUUUCGCGGGAGUGUCGGGAUAUUCGCGCGUACCGUCGCGAGUCGCAGGCUCGAAGCUACCCCCGCGGAGACUCAGCCCCGGCGUCGAGGACCGAGCUCACCGCGCGUCGCGACGCGCCCAUCGAACGUACCGAGAGUUUAAAAUAAUCGCGCAGUGUCUCCGAGUCUUCCCCGAGAUCGAAAGAGGCCCCGACCGCGGCAGCGCCGACGUCAGGAACACCUCGUGGAGCGUCUUCCCGGUCGGUUCUCCCAGCGAAGCGGCCCGCGCGAACGUCGUAAUACAAAAUGGCACUACCAGCGAAUUACAAGCAAGUCGCGAUAGCUACGUCGAACAUCGUAGCCUCCAACCAGCGUAUGAGAGCGUCCGGUGGGAGCUCGAGCAGCUCGACGAACAGUAAAGAUGCCCAGAGCCCGUUUGUACAAACUCCCCACAGUCAUCCGGGAUUCACGCCUCAGAAAGUUGGAAAGAACACCAAUGCCGACUCUCGUAUGCCAAAACCACCCAAGCCACCAGAGAAACCCCUUAUGCCGUAUAUGAGGUACAGCAGGAAGGUAUGGGAUCAGGUUAAAGCUCAGAAUCCCGAGUUGAAGUUAUGGGAGAUCGGUAAGAUUAUUGGGCAGAUGUGGCGGGACUUGCCAGAGGAGGAUAAGACGGAGUUUAUCGAGGAAUACGAGGCUGAGAAGGUGGAGUAUGAGAAGAGCUUGAAAACUUAUCACAACUCGCCUGCAUAUCUGGCUUAUAUCGCGGCUAAGAAUCGUGGCAAGUCUGCUUUGUGCGCAGCACAACAAAGCAAUGAUGAUCGAGAGAGUCACGAACGUUCAUCCGGCAGUAGCAAAAGCCAAGCAGCUCAAGAUAGAAGGAUCGAUAUUUUGCCAGCCGAAGACGACGAUGAUCAAGAUGACGGCUAUUCUGUGAAACAUGUGGCAUAUUCACGUUACACGAGAAAUCAUCGACUCAUUAACGAGAUUUUUAGCGACACUGUUGUCCCAGAUGUUCGCUCUGUAGUUACUACUCAAAGAAUGCAAGUAUUGCGCCGCCAAGUACAGUCCCUAACUAUGCAUCAGAAAAAACUAGAAGCUGAAUUGCAACAAAUUGAAGAGAAAUUUGAAGCCAAGAAACGUAAAUUCAUAGAGACUAGUGAAAUAUUUCAAGAAGAAUUGAAAAAGCACUGCAAACCAGCGGUAGACGAGGAGACAUUCAACAAAAUGGUAGAACGGCAGUAUGAAGCUCUCAGACGAGAGAGAUUGAAAGGGACGGAGGAGAGCCGUUCGGAUGGGCCAGCCUCUAGCGAAUCUACUCCGAACUCUACUCCAACUCCAACUCCUGCGUCACUUAAUGAUGAGGGCCAGCCCGAUAUAUCUGACAACGAUUCGACCGAGAAGAAGUCUAUUAACGUCGAGAAACCUAAUGUCGAGAUGAAGAAAAUGUCGCCCCCUUAUACCGAGAGUAAGAUCGAGGCACCAUCAGCGGUGCAAACGAACCCUAAUCAACAACACUCGACCAACCCCGGGAUGUACUGCAAUAGCGUCAAUUCGUCGAUCCAACAACAUCCGCAUCAGCAGCAGACGCAAACGCCCCAACAUCCGCCACCGCCGCCGCUGCUUCAGCAUCAGUCAGGGCCCCCUCAGCAACAGCAUCAGCCUCCUCAGCAGCAGCAGCAGCAACAGCAGCAGCAUCAACCUCCCCAGCAGCAACCACAUCAGCUUCCUCCACUUCUGCCGCAGCAGCAUCAACCGCUGCCACAGCCACCGCAGCAGCAUCAACCACCACCGCCCCAACUACAUCCAGUAAUGCCGCAACCACAACAGCAGCCACCGCAAUUGCAACAACAGCAACAACAGCAGCAGCAGCAACCACCACCACAGCAACAACAGCAGCAGCAACAACAACAACAACCGCUGCCGCUGCCGCCGCCACAACCGCAGCCGCAGCAGCAGCAGCAGCAGCAGCCACCAGCGCCUCCAGUAAUGUCACCUCAACAACCGACCACGACAGCCGCGGCGGCGGCUGCGGUCGCGGCGGUGGUCGCGAGUGCAAACGCAACCGCGAAUUCCGCUCCGCCGAACAUGCCGCCGGUGUCUGCUCCCGCGGUGCCCAUUCAACACAAUCCCCACCAGCAGGGAAUGCUGCCGAAUACUCAUUCGAUGCCGCCGCACCAGAGCGCGCAAGGUACCCAGAGCACGCAGGUUCUGCCGCCGCAGGGGCCGGUGGCGAAUCCGCACACCCCGCAAAUGAUGCCGCCCAAUCAGGCCUACGGCCAGCAGUAUCAAUCCGGGCCGGGGCCGCAGCAGCCGCAGAACGUUCCGCUGGCUCCGAGACCGCCGCAUCCCUCUUACAGUUACUCGCAGCAGCAGCCGUAUCAUCAACCUUAUCCGCAAUACAGUCAUCCGUACUAUCAUCAGCCGUACUCGCAAUACUCGCCCCAUCCGAUGGGUCGACCCCACGGCCACGGGCCGCACAGUCCGCACAGCCCGCACUAUCAUCCGCAGUCGCCGCAUACGGUCGCGCCUGAAAACAACAACGUCGGCGCGAACGUCCCGGGCGGCGCAACGGCCGCCGUGGCUUCCGUGCCCGCGCCCGAGGCCAACAAUCCCGCCCCGUAUCCCGCGCCCACGGGGCACUGCGAGGGCGAGCGCGCCGGUCCGUCGGAGAAUCAAGAGGGCCAGGUAGACGCCAAGUCGGGAGCCGCUUAAAUAUUCUUUAUUUUACAAACACUAUACUGGGAUUUCCACUUGAAAUGGCGUGUCUAUGACCGUUUAUCUCUGUAUCCUUGCGCCAGCAGGACCCAUUAGGCGUAACUCUUUAAUUUAUACGAUAAAAAUAUAAGAAUUUUAGUUUCAUCAUGAUCACUGUAACACUGCGGACACAAAACUUGUCCAGAAAUUGUACUGCUUCACGUGAAAUCAAUUGCGUGGCGAAGUAAAAGUGGAUAAAA